CCUCUUUACUCCAUAACACACACACUUAUCACUUUCCUUCUUUCUGGCCUCUUAUCAGCACUAUGUCCAGAGAGAUACAAAGACCUGUGACUCUCCCAACCUCCCACUGAUCUCUCCUCCCUUCUUUCCCUCUCAGGUUCCACCAUGGUGGGCUAUGGCCUCUACUAUUUCACCUACAGCACGUGGACAGGACGAAAUGUGUACCUGGAAGAUAUUUAUGUGAUGCCAAAAUAUCGGGGUCAGGGGAUUGGUUCCAAGAUUAUCAAGAAAGUGGCUGAGGUUGCCCUAGAGAAAGGCUGCUCCCAGUUCCGGCUAGCUGUCCUUGACUGGAAUGAAAGUGCCAUGGACUUCUACAAGGCCAGAGGGGCCAAAGAUCUCACUGUAGCAGAAGGCUGGCGUUUCUUUAGAUUUGACAAUGAAGCGAUGAGAGAGCUGGUGAGGAUGUGAGAUGGGAUGUAUCCUUUAGAAUCCAGAUAUUUCCUUUAAAUCUUCUUUUGCCUUCAGUUCUUAUUCAAGUACAAUAGAGUCCUGUUCCUGUGGUUACCUACUUCAAGGGAGGGGAAAAGGCUUGGGAAUCUAAAUAUUUUAAAGUAAUAAAAAAAAAAACGCCAAUAUCACAAAAGAAAGUGUUUCUCCUCUUUUA
Gracilinanus agilis (Agile Gracile Mouse Opossum) is the source of this 643-nucleotide messenger RNA. It is a transcript of the gene SAT2, whose product is annotated as spermidine/spermine N1-acetyltransferase family member 2. Gene Ontology annotation, molecular function: N-acetyltransferase activity. Bases 145 to 447 code for a protein of 100 amino acids. The transcript is spliced from 3 exons. NCBI's taxonomy places the organism in Eukaryota, Metazoa, Chordata, Mammalia, Didelphimorphia, Didelphidae. The record is from RefSeq and is a predicted model, not a curated record.